AGUGCGAAGAAGACACUUUACCCAGUGUUUACCCAGUAAUGCGCGAUGCACAAACUUUAGUUACAAAGUCCAUUUCUUUAGCUAAAGCCACAGUGACCAGAGCUUUGUCAUCGACAUGGCAGCGUUGACUCGUGUCUCGGGCUCUGUUGGCUUGAUUUCUCUCCUAAAUCCUCCUGUCAACGCACUCAGUGCUGCGGUCAGACAGGGCAUUGUAGACACUGUGCGAAGAGCUGUGAGUGACCCUCAGGUGAAGAGUGUGGUCAUCUGUGGGCAGAAUGGAGUCUUUUGUGGAGGAGCAGAUAUCAAGGAGUUUGGCGGUCACAUGUCGGGGCCUCCUUUGGUGCCGAUCUUCAAUACCAUAGAGGCUGCAGACAAACCGGUUGUAGCCGCCAUCGAAGGCAGUGCUUUGGGAGGUGGCUUGGAGCUAGCGCUGGCCUGUCAUUACCGUAUCACACAGUCCAAAGCUAGGCUAGGUCUUCCAGAGGUGAGCCUGGGUCUGCUGCCAGCUGCAGGGGGGACGCAGCGCUUGCCAAGGCUGAUCGGAGUCCCAGCUGCCCUAGACCUCAUCACCACAGGCCGUCAUUUGACUGGAGCGGAAGCCUUGAAGCUCGGGAUAGUGGACCAGGUUACCGACCAAAACACUGUGGAAGCUGCAGUCAAGUUCGCGUUGAGUAUUGUUGGACAAUCACUGGAGUCUCGCCGAAUAAGUACCUUGCCGUGCCCCUGCCCUGCUGAUAUUGAUGCCUUUUUUGAAGGGGUGAUGCAGAGGGUCAAGAAGAGUGCCCAUGGGGCCAUUGCUCCAGUGGCAUGUGUCCAGGCUGUGCAGGCAGCAGCCACACUGCCCUUCACUCAGGGCAUGCAGAGGGAGCAAGAGCUCAUGGCGACUCUGUUUGGAUCAGGACAGGCCCGCGCCCUGCAAUACUGCUUCUUCUCUCAGAGGGUGGUGAGCAAGUGGAGCAGCCCCAGUGGCAGUCGCUGGGACACCAGCAAGCCUAAACCUGUCACAAAGGUCGGCGUCAUUGGUCUGGGCACUAUGGGCAGGGGUAUCACUGUGGCCCUGGCUUUGGCAGGACUGUCUGUGGUUGCUGUGGAGACACAGCAGCAGCAGAUGAUGGCAGCGCAGCACGCAGUGUCGGGCAUGUUGGAAAGGACGGCUCGGAGGCGAGGAGUGUCUUUGGUGGGGGAUCAGAUCCGGUACAGUGUGGAGCUGGAGGCUGUGGCAGACGUGGAGCUUGUGAUUGAGGCUGUGUUUGAGGACAUGGCUCUGAAGGAGAAGCUCUUUAAGCAGCUCUCCGCUUUGUGCAAAGCAGACACGCUGCUCUGCAGUAACACCUCGAGUCUAGACAUAGACCACCUGGCCUCUCAGACCCACAGUCCUCAGCUUGUAGUGGGCAUGCAUUUCUUUGCCCCGGCACAUGUCAUGAAGCUGCUGGAGGUGGUGUAUGGGCCACGGUCUGCCCCUCAGGCUGUGGCCACUGCUAUGGAGCUGGGGAAGAGGAUGGGCAAAGUCAGUGUGGCAGUGGGCAACUGCUCAGGCUUUGUGGGAAAUCGCAUGCUGAUGCCUUAUGUGGAAGAGGCCUCAUUUCUUGUGGAGGAAGGGGCCAGCCCUGAGAUUGUGGACCGUGCCCUGGAGGAGUUUGGUUUCCCCAUGGGGGUGUUCAGGAUGUCCGACCUGUCAGGUUUGGACGUGGGCUGGAAGGUACGUAAGGCCAGAGGUCUGGUGGAGCCAGGGCAGAUGAGCAGGGUGCGUCAGGGGCGUAGAUACAGCCCUCUGGGGGACCUGUUGUGUGAGCAGGGCCGCUUUGGGCAGAAGACAGGCAGAGGCUGGUACCUAUAUGAUUCAGCUGGCAGCAGAGAGGCCCAACCUGACCCCUGGCUGCAGAGUUUCCUGGAGGAGUACAGAGCUCGCCAGGGGCUGGUGUCCCGCCGCAUCGACUCCCAGGAGGUGCUGGAGCGCUGCCUGUAUGCUCUCAUCAAUGAGGGCUUCAACAUCCUCCAGGAGGGCAUUGCAGCAGGACCAGAGGACAUCGACAUGAUCUAUGUGUUUGGCUACGGUUUCCCUCGACACCGCGGGGGGCCCAUGUUCUAUGCCAGUCAGGUGGGACUAGCCCAAGUCCUACAGAGACUGGAGCACUACCAGCAGCUGCACCCGGAUAUACCUCAUCUCCGUCCCAGCAGUCUGCUGAGGAGGCUGGUGUCCAGCGGCAGCCCACGCAUCCAGAGGUGGAGAGAGAUCAUCAGGAUGCCACACAGUUCGCUUUAACACACAUCCUCUGCUGAUGUUUAUAACGAUUGAUUCUAUAACUUCACUGUAUGAAUCAACAUAUAAUGCAAUGCAAAUGUUGCAUCAUUAUGAAAUUAACUCAAUAGCCUAAGAUCUCCUAUGUAUUAUUAAUGUUAAUAUGUAAAUUAAUGUGUAUGAAUACAAUAUAUAUUUUUCUGAGUAAAAUCUAAUAAAUAAAAUGUAAAUGCAU
Molecule: messenger RNA, 2474 nt
Organism: Periophthalmus magnuspinnatus
Lineage: Eukaryota; Metazoa; Chordata; Actinopteri; Gobiiformes; Gobiidae
Gene: ehhadh
Product: enoyl-CoA, hydratase/3-hydroxyacyl CoA dehydrogenase
Exons: 7
Coding region: 116-2263 (715 amino acids)
Biological process (GO): fatty acid beta-oxidation
Cellular component (GO): peroxisome
Molecular function (GO): (3S)-3-hydroxyacyl-CoA dehydrogenase (NAD+) activity; NAD+ binding
Source: RefSeq, a predicted model, not a curated record